AUGGGCUCUGCAACUGAAACUCCGCAUUUUGAGAUUCCCACCCACUGCAAGGCUGGCGUGGUCAUCAAUGAAGGUCCAAAUUUCCAUCUCGAGGUUCAAGUGGUGCCGGUCCCUGAGCCAGGGCCGGAUGACGUCUUGUUGCGGUUGAACUUCACCGGUCUUUGCUCAUCCGAUAUCCAUAUGAUGCAGGGGGAUCUAGGCCUGCCACCUAUGUCAGCCUUCGGUGUCCGAUCUCCGGGUCAUGAGGGUGCGGGUGUCGUCGUCAAGGUUGGCGCGAAUGUGAAGACCUUCAAGUUGGGUGACAGAGCUGGUAUCAAACCUCUCAUGGACACGUGCCAUGCCUGUCAUCUUUGUUGGGAUGACAAGGAAUGUUAUUGCAAGAAAGCCAUUCACACUGGAUUGAUGACGGCCGGAACGUACCAGCAAUAUCUCGUGUCCCCUGCCCGGUACGCGUCUCCAAUUCCCGAUGGCGUGCCGGACGAGAUUGCCGCCCCCGUAAUGUGCAGCGCGAGCACUAUCUACCGAUCAAUCAUUGAAUCCAAUCUGAAAGCCGGCUCUUGGGUAUGUUUCCCGGGCGGCGGAGGUGGCGUUGGAAUACAGGGCGUGCAGCUGGCCAAAGCCUUCGGAAUGCGCCCCAUCGUCGUUGACACCGGGGCCGAAAAACGCACAUUGGCAAUGGAGAUGGGAGCAGAAGCCUUUGUUGAUUUCAAGGAGUCGGAGGACCCUUCGAAAUCCGUAAUUGAUAUCGCAGAUGGUGUCGGGGUACACGGGGUUUUCGUCACGGCUCCAGCCGCAUAUAAAACUGCAGUCUCUUACGUCGGAGAUCGAAUCGGAUCCAUGGUGAUGUGUAUUGGAUUGCCGCAAAGGGGGUCGAUGAUUCUCGGGACCGACCCUUGUGAGUACAUUUUCAAGAAUCUUAGCAUCAAGGGGACCUUGGUGGGCAGCCGACGAGACACGGCCGCGGCUCUGGAUUUUGCCAGAAGAGGCAUGCUUCGGCAGAUCAGCGAAGUCUACCCGAUAAACCGAUUGCCCGAGGCCGUGGAAAAAUUGCGCCGAGGACAAGUUGCCGGUCGCAUUGUGGUCAAUUUCAACUGGGAGGAGUAG
This is a messenger RNA of Penicillium cinerascens, 1104 nucleotides long. Its product is annotated as zinc-dependent alcohol dehydrogenase. NCBI's taxonomy places the organism in Eukaryota, Fungi, Ascomycota, Eurotiomycetes, Eurotiales, Aspergillaceae. The record is from RefSeq and is a predicted model, not a curated record. The transcript has 4 exons. The coding region runs from base 1 to 1104 and encodes 367 amino acids. Gene Ontology annotation, molecular function: zinc ion binding; oxidoreductase activity.